Molecule: messenger RNA, 1881 nt
Organism: Nerophis lumbriciformis (worm pipefish)
Lineage: Eukaryota; Metazoa; Chordata; Actinopteri; Syngnathiformes; Syngnathidae
Gene: cfap53
Product: cilia and flagella associated protein 53
Source: RefSeq, a predicted model, not a curated record
GUCACCAUGGCAACACUUUUUCCGCGUUGCAGCGGCGAAGUCUGGCCCCUGCACCGUACCUCGGACCACGGACCACAGACCACGACUCAGAUUUGACGGCGAUCACGUGACAUCUGAGAGCUUCUCCCAUCACUUCCUGUGAAGACAAAGUCCAGUUCACCAUGUUCUCCCCAAAGCAGGCAAUGCUGCAGAGACAGAAAAAGGACUCGCUCCGAGACCGGGCCCAGGACUUCAGCAGCGAGUGUCAUACCUGGGACAUCAAGAACUCAUGGCUGCAGAGUACAGACAAGCGCCACCUGCGGAGAACCAUCGAGAGGAGCGUCAGGGACACGAUGAGGCAACAUGACAUCAUCGUCCAGGAGAAGCAGGACAGGCUCAGGAGUUUGCUGGAGGCCGAAGAGGAGCAGCUGGUGGAGGAGGCCCGCAAGCAACACGAGACGCCGCUAGAGAAGCAGGCCCACAUGCGGGAACGAGCCCAAGAGCUGCGCGACGCACGGGAGGUGCAACGACAACAGCUGGCGGCCGAAAAACUGGAUCAGCAGUUUAGGGAGCAGUGCCAGGAGCUGCGCGAGGCCCAGAGCAAGCGCAGGCUGCUGCAGGUGUGCGAGGAACGUUCCAAGCAGCUGCAGGGUCAGGAGGAGCUCGCCCAGCAGCAGCGGCGGGAGGACGACAUGUACCACCAGCUGUGGGAGGAGGACGGCCGAGCCAAGGAGGACAGGGAGCGGCAGAGAAUCGAGCACGUGCACCAGAGCAAAGUGACGCAGCUGAACUUCUUCCAGGAGCAGAUGGCGGAGGCGGAGCAGCGGCGGCAACACAUGAUGCAGCAGCGCGACGAGGAAGCUCGGCAACAGAGGCAGCGGCAGCAGCUGCAGCAGCAACUGGCCCAGCGGGAACGCCGCCUCAGGCUGGAGGCCAAGGUGGCCAGGCGGCAAAUGCUGGACGAGACCCUGCGGCUGAAGAUGGAGCGCGUGGCCAAGGACCAGCAGGACGAGCUCCAAGUGGACCUCAGCAUCCUGCAGCAGAUGCUGGACGACGAGAGCCAGGACCAAAAGGAGAGGGCCGACAAGAAGGCCGAGCUGCGGGACGAGCAGCUCCGGUACCGUCAGUAUCUGUCCGACCGGCAAAUGGAGCGCGAGAAGGAGAACGAGGAGAUGCAGCUGCUGAUGGAGGAAGACCUGAAGGAGACCUGGGCGCGCCAGGACAAGCAGACCUCCAUGCAACAAGAGGCCAGAGACCGCCUGAUGGAGGAGGUGGUCGAGUCCCGCCAGCUGCAGACGGCACAGAAACAACACAUGAAGAUGCAGAGGCGUCAGGAAGUGGCCAAGGAGAGAGAAGAGGUGGAUGCCGCCUUCAAUGAGAUGAAAAGGGAGGAGGAGGACCUGAAGAAGAGGCAGAGGCAGGCGUACCUGGCCUACCAGGCGGACCUGCAGGAGCAGAUGGAGCAGCGGCGGCAGCAGAAGAGAGAACAGGAAGCCGAGGACGAGAGGCAGAGGCAGCAGGGUCUGACCAUGGAGCGGCAGGAGCAGCAGAAGAAAGAGGAGGUUCUGGCCCGACCCACUGACGGCGCCACGCACCCUUUUAGAAGACUCAAGAAUCAUUAAGAAGAGCAACACAAACACAUCUUAUUGUGAAAGGCUCAUUUCAUGGAGUUUUCCCCUCUUAGCAAGUGAUUACUAAAAACAACAAGGACUUUAUUCAUUAUGCUAAUGAAAGGAGCUAAUGUUGUGAUGUACUUGGUGAAGUUUGAGAAAAGUGGAAAAUUUUACGUUUUUUUUUUUAAAAGCAGACUACGUGAAAUGUAAAGUCCAGUUGUCGGCAUGAAAUUUCAAAAGUAUAUUGACUUGUAUGGACCAUCCUUCAAUCAUUUCAGGAUUUUGUCUU